CAGCACUCCGGCGGUCCGCGCGGGACCGAGCCCCUUUAGCAGCGCCGGGCCGUGGGGGCCGGCCUCUCUCGCCUCUACGCGCGCGCACGCCCGUCCGCCCGCCGCGGCCCCGCGCACUCCGCCGCUUCGCCCGUCGCGCCGCGCAGGCAGCCGCUCGCCGAGCCCGCGGCCGGGGCCCUGGCGUGCAGCGCGGGCCUCGGAGGGGCCCAGCGCCCCGGCCCGGGAGGAUGCGGCCCGGGGCGGCCCGGGAGCUGAGCAGGGUCCCCGCGCCGGUCCCCGCGCCGGCCCCCGCGGGCCCCGGCUUCCAGAGCCGCAGCCGCCGCCCCGCCCCCGGGAGACAUGACUUCCAAGCCGCAUUCCGACUGGAUUCCCUACAGUGUCUUAGAUGAUGAGGGCAGCAACCUGAGGCAGCAGAAGCUUGACCGGCAGCGGGCCCUGCUGGAGCAGAAGCAGAAGAAGAAGCGUCAGGAACCCCUGAUGGUGCAGGCCAAUGCGGAUGGGCGGCCCCGGAGCCGGCGGGCCCGGCAGUCGGAGGAGCAGGCCCCCCUGGUGGAGUCCUACCUCAGCAGCAGUGGCAGCACCAGCUACCAAGUUCAAGAGGCCGACCCAGUUACCAGUGCACAGCUGGGAGCUGCCCGCCCAACAGCACCAGCCUCAGCCAAGAGAACCAAGGCAGCCGCAGCAGCAGGAGGCCAGGGCGGGGCCUCUAGGAAGGAGAAGAAGGGGAAGCACAAAGGCACCAGCGGGCCAGCAGCACUGGCAGAAGACAAGUGUGAGGCCCGAGGCCCGGUGCAGAUCCUGACUGUGGGCCAGUCAGACCACGCCCAGGAUGCAGGGGAGACGGCAGCUGGUGGGGGCGCACAGCCCAGCGGGCAGGACCUCCGUGGCACGAUGCAGAGGAAGGGUGUCUCUAGCAGCAUGAGCUUUGAAGAGGAAGAGGAGGAUGAGGACGAGAAUAGCUCCAGUUCUUCCCAGCUAAACAGCAACACCCGCCCCAGCUCUGCUACCAGCAGGAAGUCUGUCAGGGAGGCAGCCUCGGCCCCCAGCCCAACAGCCCCAGAACCCUCGGGGGAUGUUGAGGUCCAGGAUCUUGAGGAGUUUGCACUGAGGCCGGCCCCCCAAGGUAUCACCAUCAAGUGCCGCAUCACGCGGGACAAGAAGGGGAUGGACCGGGGGAUGUACCCCACCUACUUCCUGCACCUGGACCGUGAGGAUGGGAAAAAGGUGUUCCUCUUGGCGGGAAGGAAGAGAAAGAAGAGUAAAACUUCCAAUUACCUCAUCUCUGUGGACCCAACAGACUUGUCUCGAGGAGGGGACAGCUACAUCGGGAAACUGCGGUCUAACCUUAUGGGCACUAAGUUCACCGUUUAUGACAAUGGAGUCAACCCUCAGAAGGCAUCAUCCUCUACUUUGGAAAGUGGAGCCUUGCGUCAGGAGUUGGCAGCCGUGUGCUAUGAGACAAACGUCUUAGGUUUCAAGGGGCCACGGAAGAUGAGUGUGAUUGUCCCAGGCAUGAACAUGGUUCAUGAGAGAGUCUCCAUCCGGCCCCGAAACGAGCAUGAGACGCUGCUAGCACGCUGGCAGAAUAAGAACACGGAGAGUAUCAUUGAGCUGCAAAACAAGACACCUGUCUGGAAUGACGACACACAGUCCUACGUACUCAACUUCCACGGGCGCGUCACACAGGCCUCUGUGAAGAACUUCCAGAUCAUCCAUGGCAAUGACCCGGACUACAUUGUGAUGCAGUUUGGCCGUGUAGCAGAGGAUGUGUUCACCAUGGAUUACAACUACCCACUGUGUGCGCUGCAGGCCUUCGCCAUCGCCCUGUCCAGCUUCGACAGCAAGCUGGCCUGCGAGUAGAGGGCCUCCUUGUGCCCGUUGGGGUUGCCCAGCCUGGAGUGGAGCUGCCUGCAGAGACAGCCCUGCCUACCCUCUGUACAUAGGCCUCCUGCCAGAUGAACCUUCUGUUCUCGGUGGCUCCCUGGCCCAGCCAGCUCAGACCCGCCUCCACUGCUGAGACAGAGGACUAGAUGGGGGAGGUGUGUGUGAAUGGACCAGAAUGAAUUCUUCCUGUGCCCCAAGGGCCGCACACACACACACCCCCAACUCUUGGGUUAGUAUCCUGCUGCAAUCAUGUUUGCCAAGCUGGGUGGCCUCUUCAGCUGGAAGGUAGGAAGACGUGUAGAGGGAGAGGAAGCACAAUGCAGGGCUCCUGUGGCCCAGCCACCCCUCAGCCUAGGAGUCAGGGGACAACGGGUCCCCCAUUAGUGACGGGCACAGUGUUUGUGUGUGUUGGGUACAUCAACUUUACACAGAAGGGCAAGGAUCGGCUACCAAGUCCUUUGCUAACUACAGAAAGUCCUCUGGCUUCAGAAGGCCUCAGCCAGGCUGGGAGGAAUUAUAGGGGUUUGGGAAAGGUGAGUGGCAGGACCUUGUCAGGACUGUAGGGGCCUGGCUGUGGGAGGUUUUCUCCAUGUGCACAGAGGCAGUAGGAAGCUGGGCCUCCAGGCCAGAUGUCUUAGAGGAUGGGGCCUGUAGGACACAGGUCCACGUGUAAGAGGUACACGGAAAGGCUCCCUGGACCAGGGCUAUCUCGGGAGUACUGUCAACUGCCGGAGGAGCUUUCUACUGAGCAGUUCCUGCACUAUCCCCAGUAAACGUGGACGGGGACCAGAUUGUCAGCCUGAGUGCACACAGGUAGGCGGGCCUGGGACUCUAGUGGGCAGAGCACUACUCCUGAACCCUGGCAUGCUCCGGGAAGAAAUUCCAGCUCAGUGCUCUUGCCUGUGCUUCAGCUCCUCCUAUGGUCAGUCAAGGUGUGGUUCUUCCUGGGUGGGAGUGGGGCAGGGUGAAGAAAGCAGGGAGUAUUUUAGAACCACGAGAGCUCAGAGAUGGCAGGGCCUUUAGUGAUGAACUAGUAGUACUUUAGGUGAAUCAUAACAGGAAUGGGACUUGCACUGGGUCACCUGGCUGGUUAGUGGCAAAGUUCAGCUCCCUUGAUUUCUUUGUUCCUACCAUCCCCCAAGAAACUGGUUCUCUGGCCUUCCUGGGACCCAGUCUGCAUACCCUCACCCUUUUGUCUGGUUACAGAGACUGAAAGCUGGCUUUUUGGGUAUCACUCUGAGACUGGCUUGUGUUUGGCUCAGGGGGCAGGCCUUAGCAAGGCUGCUGCCCCUUUCUCUAUUCGGGUGUGAUGGGUGUGAGUGUUCCAGGGCUGGGCCUGAUCUCCCCCCUCCAUCCUCCUCCUCUUGAGAUGGCACCAUCUACCCUGAAGACUUGGAAACGCUAAGCCAAGCCCUUACCUGUUUUGUCAUUUACCACCACCCCCCCUCCCUCCCCCGGCUACUCGCCCAGAUGGUGGUCAGAAGUCAAGGGGAAGCAAGGAGGAAUAGCUUCUCCCUUCAGAGUAGGUGUGCUUGGAAAGGUGGUGUAGAAAUUUUUUUUAAAUAAGUCCUAACUACUCUAGUGAGGUUCUGUAGUGAGGGGGAGUUGUUCUGACCUAAGUGGAAGGUACUGAGUUCUUAUUUCCUUCUAAUCUAGGACUUCCUACAUUGAGUGCUCAUAGCAAGGGACACCUGUUCUAGUGUGAAUAUGUGCGAGGCCCUUCCACUGGUCUAGUUUCCGGACCACUCUUGAGGGCACGAGACUUUUGUUUACCAGGGCUGAUCCACUUCUUGAUGAGGUACUGUGGGGCCCUCCUCCUUUCCGUAGUUCUAGUUUGGCUCUUCUCCUCACUUUGGGAAGAGACCUGCUGACAGUUGGGAUGAUGAAAACUAGAUCUCCCAAGUCUGGGUCAAGCGGCGUCUCUGAUUUUAAAGUAGAAUGAGCUGUUUUAGAUCCUAGGGAGGGGGGAAUCCAGGUGGCCAUGUGGAAAAGGUAGAAGCCCAGUGGCAAAUGUGCAGGAGAGCAGGGUGGUUGGAUAGUCUGGUGGGGUCAGGAACUUGGUGUGGCCCGGGCCUGGGGAAAAAAAGCUCUGGUGAGCAGUGGGUGAUGGGUGCUUGAGCUCCAGCCUCACAAGGUCUUUUCUUAAGGCCCCACUCCUGGUGAUGCUGGGUUUCCCUGUCCACUGGCCUCUCCAAAGACUCAAAAAGCUGCCAGGGCCCCUGGAAACCAUCUGGGCUCAGCAUCUCCCACGGGAACAGCUCUUGCCCUUCAUACCCUCUACGCACCUGGUGACUAGAUGAUGAAAUGAGCAGGCCCUGAGGGUGGUGGGCAGCUGGGACCUUCGGCAGCUCCUCUGUACUGCUCCUGGGGCCACACCCCAAAACUCUACUCCCUCUUACCCCAAA
Molecule: messenger RNA, 4289 nt
Organism: Acinonyx jubatus (cheetah)
Lineage: Eukaryota; Metazoa; Chordata; Mammalia; Carnivora; Felidae
Gene: TUB
Product: TUB bipartite transcription factor
Exons: 12
Coding region: 340-1860 (506 amino acids)
Biological process (GO): protein localization to cilium
Cellular component (GO): cilium
Source: RefSeq, a predicted model, not a curated record